This is a messenger RNA of Seriola dumerili (greater amberjack), 1415 nucleotides long. Its product is annotated as sialoadhesin-like. Lineage: Eukaryota; Metazoa; Chordata; Actinopteri; Carangiformes; Carangidae. The record is from RefSeq and is a predicted model, not a curated record. The coding region runs from base 129 to 1415 and encodes 428 amino acids. The transcript has 6 exons.
AGCAGUAAUCACACAAGAAGGCCCAUCCUUUGACAAUCCUGUGACAAUAACUUUAAGCAUCACCUACGACAAGCGCAUCUCUCCAUCUGUGAUACACACUGUGUAAGGUCUGACCCUCAGAGGACGAGAUGGAUGCUUUUAAAUGGCCCCUCCUCUUUGUGUGGCUUUUCUUUAAAGUUGUUCAAACUGAAGUCUCGCCCUGGACCAUUCAGGUGCCAUCCUCAGUUAAAGGUCUCCCUGGAUCCUGUGUGGUGAUUCCCUGCACAUUUAACUACCCAGAUCCAGACAAGAAGAUCACUAAAUUCACUGGGAUUUGGUUCAAAGCCAGUGGUGAAAUCAUCUAUCACCCAGUUGAGUCUAAAAUCAUGCAGCAGUAUCGGAGUCGGACGGAGCUGCUGGGAGACGUCACACAGAGGAACUGUUCACUGAAGAUUGAUCCCCUUCAACAAACUGACCAAGGGCCAUUUUAUUUCAGGAUUGAAAUUGCAGAUUACAACAAUUUUUCUUUCAAAGAGAACAGAGUCUCUAUUUCAAUGACUGGUAAACUACAAAUCUCUGUGAAAGAGGAAGUAGUGGAGGGCCAGACUGAGGUGGCUUCCUGCUCUGUGUUUCCCUCCUGCCCCACCUCUCCUCCUGUCUUCAACUGGAGUCACUCUGGAGAGCAGAUCCAAUCACCGCAGUUUGACGAUGGCCAGUGGAAAGUAACAGCUAAUCUGACCUUUCGCCCUACCUAUGCUGACCACAACAAGCCUUUACUCUGCACCGUAACAUACAAGGGAGGGAGGAAACAGGAGGCAGCCAAGGUCCUCAAAGUAAAGCACGCCCCAGUGAAUGUGAAGGUUGAGUACAAGGCAGAUGUAAAGGAGGGAGAGGCUGUGCAGCUGAAAUGCUCCAGUGAUGCUCAUCCUCCUGCCAGCAGCUAUGAGUGGCAUAAUGAAAAAGGUGCUCAGUUGCAUCGGGGAAACCACUACAUGUUGCCAAAUGUGUCCAGACGCGUAGGUGCAUUGUACUGUACUGCCAUCAACACAGAAGGACGAGGCAAGUCGAGCCCUGUGCAGCUCAGUGUGUUAUAUGCCCCUGAGAUUAAGACCGUCUCGUCCUGCUCCUCAGAGGGGGGUAUGGUAAAGUGUAUGUGCAUUGUGGAGUCCAAGCCUCCCUGCACGCUCCAUUUUGUACUUUCGGACAGAGUCCUGCCAGGAACCAAGGUAGAGAAACAUGGCUCUGUUACCAUUGGGACUCUGCAGGGAGAGUUUGGAUCCUCUGAGUUCGUCCUCUGUCUGGCAAACAACACUGAGGGCAAUGCCAAACUCACACUCGCUUUACAUGUCAGCGGUAAGGAAAAAUUUGUAGAGUGCAUGACAUGUGUAAGAUGCCUAAAGACUGUUGCCAUGAAUUAUACUAAAACAGAAAAGUGA